Aspergillus pseudotamarii is the source of this 1273-nucleotide messenger RNA. RefSeq names its product LysM peptidoglycan-binding domain-containing protein. Lineage: Eukaryota; Fungi; Ascomycota; Eurotiomycetes; Eurotiales; Aspergillaceae. The record is from RefSeq and is a predicted model, not a curated record. The transcript is spliced from 2 exons. Bases 318 to 848 code for a protein of 176 amino acids.
CAGUUGUAGAACGAAUGUCCAUCUAGGUGCGGCAUAUCUAGUAGAGUCGGAGCGGGGAUCCUGGUACCCAAGUGAGACAUACAUCCCUCCAGCUUUGUCACACUCAGGUAUACACAGGAUGCAUUCCAAUGAUCGAAUAACCGGUGAGUCGGGGUAUCGGUUACAUCACUUGUUACUUCUAAAAAUACUGCAGGAGCAGGUGAGGGUAUAGGUAUAAAAGCAGGCCGGUCACUGCAGGAGCAACAACCACGCUCAGUAUAGCCAACUUCCGUUUCCAUUCCCCUUUGAUAAAGCGACCCCAAGACUCAAUUAUAAAGAUGGGUUACAAGACCACCGUUGUCCUAGGGCUACUCCUACAGCUGCUGUCUGCCAGCGCUGCCACGACCCUCGCCACGACCACCACGUCCUCGAAAAAGUACGAACCCACCCAACCGGGGGUGCCAUCCAACUGUGACAAAUUCCAUCUCGUCGCGGCCGGUGAUCAGUGCGAUACCAUUGAAGCCAAGUACGGCAUAACGGACGCCCAAUUCAAAGCCUGGAAUCCCAGUAUUAACUCCGCAUGCUCCAACCUCUGGUUAGACUACUACGUUUGCGUCCAUGUCCCGGAUGAUACAACGACAACCACAACGAGUAAACCACCCGGGCCCACGGACACCCCUCCCGAGCCGCGGAUGCCCGGCAUUGUGAGCAACUGUAAGAAGUAUUACCUCGUGAAGAAGGGUGAUGACUGUUAUUCGAUCGACACGGCUGCGGGCAUUACACUUGCUCAGUUCCGCUCGUGGAAUACGAUGAUUGAUGCGGCCUGUAGCAAUUUGUGGGUUGAUUACUAUGUCUGCAUAGGUGUCUAGCCUUAGUUGCUCCUUGCCUUUACCGAGAUAUGAGAUAGUCUCUUGUCCAUUUGGGGAACGGGAUGCAAAGUCAGAUAUAUGACGUAAUUUGACCAAAUAGCUGGCAAAGGCUAUUCGAUAAGGAUUCUUUCAUGUCGUGUACUAUGUGGGUCAAUGCAGAUUGAUCAUAUGCUAGGAGUUAGGGUCUUAGUAAUGAGAGGUUUCUAUCUUGAGAAUGUAAUUAUGCGGCUAUUUCCACGCCCUGGCGGACAGGGAAAUUGGUUAUCGGGAUCGGGACUGCGAUAAGGGAGAUUAUCCUAUUCGCGAUUGGUGAAUAAUGAAGUUGUUGAUGCGCAAUGUUUGUCACACUCUACACAAAUCCUUGAGCCCAUUUUGCAAGCAGAGAGCCAACUAAAUGUAGGGAAUAUAAAUAAUGGCAUGAUAAG